AUGAAGCUCACGCAUCUUGCGAUCUUAAUUCCUUACUUCGCGCUGUCUGUGCUUGCUGGGAGUAGCGAUUCUGCAUACAUUGUCAGCGGUUCCGGGGAAUUGAACCCUGCUAGCACGCAGGGCAAUUCCGAAGGUAAUGGACAGUCUAGCUCUUUUAACCCGUCCUCAACCGGGAACGAUGACGGGUGGACAAACGCCAAUAAUCCGAGUGAAACGACCUCAGGCCCUGGUUCGACAUCCACUGGCGACUUUAACAACGACAACAACAACGACAAUGAAAACAAUAACGAUAAUAACAAUGAGAACAACAAUGAGAACAACAAUGAGAACAACAACGAGAACAACAACGAGAAUGGCAAUGAGAACAAUAACGAAAACGGCAACGGCAAUGAAAACAACAACAACGAUGAAGACCACGACAUCAUCCCUGGUAUCGGCGACGGCAACGACAACUCAUCUUCAGAGCACGGAUCCCCGACUGACGACUGGUCAAGCUUCUCCGGUGCUCCCAACCACGGGACCUUCAGCGCAGGUGAUGAUGAAAGUAGUUCCACCCAGGGCAACCAUGGUCAUCUCAGCGGAGGUUACGUCACCACAACACUCACGAUUGCCAUUCCCCUCCCGCUCAACACAGAGGACUUCAACCCGACACAGAGCGCCGAAAUCUCCGACCAGAGUGGUGAUAGUCAUAAUGCUGGAUUCCAGAAUGCAAAGGCUCAGGCAUUUGCCGUCGCUGUUGCUGCUGUGGGUGCGCUUGUGGGAGCUAUGGUCAUGUAA
Messenger RNA from Fomitiporia mediterranea MF3/22, 777 nucleotides. RefSeq lists its product as uncharacterized. The transcript has 2 exons. NCBI's taxonomy places the organism in Eukaryota, Fungi, Basidiomycota, Agaricomycetes, Hymenochaetales, Hymenochaetaceae. The record is from RefSeq and is a predicted model, not a curated record. The coding region runs from base 1 to 777 and encodes 258 amino acids.